Molecule: messenger RNA, 1851 nt
Organism: Cucurbita maxima (winter squash)
Lineage: Eukaryota; Viridiplantae; Streptophyta; Magnoliopsida; Cucurbitales; Cucurbitaceae
Product: serine/arginine-rich splicing factor RS40-like
Exons: 6
Coding region: 487-1605 (372 amino acids)
Biological process (GO): mRNA splicing, via spliceosome
Cellular component (GO): nuclear speck
Molecular function (GO): RNA binding
Source: RefSeq, a predicted model, not a curated record
GUAGUAUGAAGCCGAUUUUUUGUGGAAACUUUGAGUAUGAUGCUCGACAGCCUGAUUUGGAGAGACUGUUUAGUCGAUAUGGAAAAGUUGAUAGAGUAGAUAUGAAAUCUGAAUUUUCUUUGGUGCAGGAUUUUCUUCGCAUAUUCAUAAUCCUCUUGGUUAAUGAUGGCUCUUCAGAAUUGAGUUUUCCGUCUGUGACAAGCUUCCUCUUCUUGUUUCCACGACGAUUCAAACCGAUCCUCAAUGGCACUACUACUAUCUUACAUUUUCCUCCGACACUUUGCUUUCCAGUUUCCAUUCCUCAUGACUUUUGCAUGCCUACAAUUCAUACAUUGUUUCAAGGUUGAAACAUUGUCAACCUCAGCUGAGCCUGCAGAAUAAUGGAGAAGGCACUUUCUAUUUGUAGACCUACCAUGAGACAUCCUGUUUUGGAUUAUUGCUCCUUGACAUCACUUAGUUCAUACACAAGGCUUUGCUUUCAUCUACAUGGAGGAUGAGAGAGAUGCUGAGGAUGCUAUCCGUGCACUUGAUCGGAGAGAAUUUGGUCGAAAGGGCCGCAGACUACGUGUUGAGUGGACCAAACAAGAACGUGGGAUUAGAAGACCUGGUGGAGGAGGUGGUGGAGGUGGAGGAGGUUCGAGGAGAUCCUCUACGAAUACAAGACCUUCGAAGACUUUAUUUGUUAUCAACUUUGACCCGUAUCAUACUAGGACAAGAGAUUUGGAGAGGCACUUCGAUCCUUAUGGUAAGAUAUUGAGUGUAAGGAUUCGAAGGAAUUUUGCAUUUGUCCAGUAUGAAUUGCAAGACGAUGCCACUAGAGCAUUGGAGCUUACAAACAUGAGCAAAUUGAUGGAUCGAGUGAUUUCAGUGGAAUACGCUGUUCGAGAUGAUGACGAGAAGAGAAAUGGAUUUAGUCCUGAUAGGAAUCGUGAUAGGUCUCCCGAUAGAAAACGACGAUCUCCAAGUCCCUAUAGAAAAGAGCGAGGAAGUCCUGAUUAUGGCAAUGGUAUUAGCCCUAGUCCAUAUAGGAGACAAAGGGCUAGUCCUGAUUAUGGAAGUCGUCGUAGUCCAAGUCCUUAUCAGAGGGAGAGAGAGAGGGAGAGGGGUUCUCCUGAUUAUGGUCGUGGUCGUAGUCCGAAUCAGAGUCCUUAUAGGCGAGAGAGGGAGAGAUCAAGUGACCAUGGUCGUGGUCGUAGUCCGAAUCAGAGUCCUUAUAGGCGAGAGAGGGAGAGAUCACGUGACCAUGGUCGUGGUCGUAGUCCUAAUCAGAGUCCUUAUAGGAGAGAGAGGGAGAGAUCAAGCGACCAUGCCAGGGCCCCUAGCCAUAGCCCUCCCCAUCAGAGGGAAAGACCAAAUGAUGACCGAGUCCGCGACCGAAGCCGCAGCCCUUACGGGAGAGAAAGGGGGAGUCCUACUACCGAUGGACGUGGCAGUAGCUAUAGUCCUCGCGAUAGAGAGAGGUCAAACCCAGACAAUGGUCAUGAUCAGCGGCUGAACACAGUAGUAGCCGAACCCGAACCCGGGGAUAGCCCCAGUUAUGGUGGGACAACUCAGAGCCCAAAGCACCGUGGAUAUAGCAGCCGUUCACCACAAGCAGAGGAAUGAUGAUGAUGAUGCAGUAGAAAGUGAAGGUAUGUGGAUCUCAAUCUGCUGCUUCAGGGUAUGUUUGGUUGUGUAAUCAGUAUUGAGUAGCAAACAUGUAUUCAAACGAUACACUCUGCUUUGUGAUUUCCAAUUACAUUUGUGGCGCUUUAAUUUCGAGUGAUUAUUCUAUGCUUGCAAUCAAAAUUAACAGAACCACCCUGAUCCAUAUUUGGCUGUCCUAAGUGAAUCAACUUGUAUUUUUGGGGU